UUUUUUCCCCGAGGUUUUUUUUUUCCAGUCAGUAGGUAUUCCGCUCAUCGUUCGUGAAUUUCUGCACUAAAAAAGGUGAUUUUCUUCCAAUAUUAACGAGGUUUAAGCAAUGACCGAUGGUCGUCCAGUUAGCGGGACCCUGAAAAAGUUCGUCUUCCGAGGCAAGUGUUCGAAUAACGGCGACAAUCGAAGCGAAUACCUAGAAAUUAUAAUACCCGAGCUUCUUACCGCUGGCUACUCCUUUUACACGUGGCCUUCUGCGUCGCUCUUAGCUUGGUAUCUGUGGACCCAAAGACGACAUUUACGCGGUCUACGUGUAUUAGAGCUCGGUUGCGGCACUGGAUUACCAGGAAUAUUAGCAGCUAAGUGUGGUGCCCGUGUCACAUUAAGUGACAGUGUUGCACUACCGCGCUCCCUUCAACAUUUAUCUACUUGCUGUGAGGCAAACGGUCUAGUUCCCGGCCGUGACGUACAAAUCUUAGGGCUCGCCUGGGGUCUACUCUUGGCGGACGUCCAUUCUCUCCGCCCUGUAGAUCUUUUGCUAGCUUCCGAUUGUUUUUACGAACCGUCGCAGUUUGAAGAAGUGCUUUCGACAGUUGCGUAUCUGUUGGACGGUACUGACGGUCGAUUUUUGUGUGCUUAUCAGGAACGCAGUGCGGACUGGUCCAUUGAAGCUUUGCUGAAGAAGUGGGGACUCAAGGGCGCUCUUCUUGACUUGGAUUCACUGACCGAGAGCUCGGGCGUGGACUACACAUUUAUAAUGGCAGAGGCGCUUCCAGAAUACCCAGAUUCAGACUUUUCAGAUAAUGAGCAAUCACCUUUAGACGUAACUUUCAAUAAGGCAGCUGAUCAUUUGCGGAAAAUUACUAACAAACUAGAUAACAAUCAAUUACUAGAGUUGUAUGGCCUAUUCAAGCAAGGAACAGAGGGAAAGUGCAAUGUACCAAAGCCAGGGUGGUUAGAAGGUCGCGCCAGGAGGAAAUGGGAAGCUUGGAGGUCACUAGGAGACUUGCCCAGCAGAGAAGCAAAAGAAAAAUAUAUAGCAUUAAUUCAGCAGUUAGAUUCGGAAUUUUCCCAUAAACCUGAUGGCACACCUGGAACGAAGGAAACUUGGGUCACUGUGUCAUCUAUGAGACGUUCACCUGAACUCGACCUUGUUGCCCACGAGUUGUCACUCAUAGACGCGGCAAGAGAAAACUGUGCUGAUAGAGUUAGAGAACUUUUGAAGAAGAAUCCGGAAUUAAGACAUGAAAGAGAUGACGAAGGUCUCAGUGCGUUGCACUGGGCUGCAGACCGAAACGCGACUGAAGCCUUAUUGGCUGCCAUUGAGGGUGGAUGCCAAAUAGAUGCCAUUGACGAAUGCGGUCAGACUGCACUUCAUUAUGCAGCGUCUUGUGGUCACGUAGACUCAACCAGGAUCCUGGUAAGAGCAGGAGCUUCUCUGCUAAAAGACGAUGAAGACUGCACUCCUGUAGAUGUAGCUGCUGAUGCCGAAAUAAAGAAAAUUCUAGAUGGUGUAAAGUAGUUGUUAAUGGAAUAUAGCAUGGCGCCAGUUUUAGUUAUAAAAAAGGAAAUAAGGUAGUUAUAUAAUUUGAAUAAACUUUUAAAGAGAU
Messenger RNA from Amyelois transitella, 1613 nucleotides. RefSeq names its product acyl-CoA-binding domain-containing protein 6. The transcript is spliced from 2 exons. The coding region runs from base 110 to 1525 and encodes 471 amino acids. Gene Ontology annotation, molecular function: fatty-acyl-CoA binding; protein binding. The record is from RefSeq and is a predicted model, not a curated record. NCBI's taxonomy places the organism in Eukaryota, Metazoa, Arthropoda, Insecta, Lepidoptera, Pyralidae.